AUGUCUACUGGCACUGGUGAUGAUGAUGAUGAUGAUGAUGAUGAUGAUGAUGAUGAUGAUGAUGAUGAUGAUGAUGAUGAUGAUGAUGAUGAUGAUGAUGAUGAUGAUGAUGAUGAUGAUGAUGAUGAUGAUGAUGAUGAUGAUGAUGAUGAUGAUGAUGAUGAUGAUGAUGAUGAUGAUGAUGAUGAUGAUGAUGAUGAUGAUGAUGAUGAUGAUGAUGAUGAUGAUGAUGAUGAUGAUGAUGAUGAUGAUGAUGAUGAUGAUGAUGAUGAUGAUGAUGAUGAUGAUGAUGAUGAUGAUGAUGAUGAUGAUGAUGAUGAUGAUGAUGAUGAUGAUGAUGAUGAUGAUGAUGAUGAUGAUGAUGAUGAUGAUGAUGAUGAUGAUGAUGAUGAUGAUGAUGAUGAUGAUGAUGAUGAUGAUGAUGAUGAUGAUGAUGAUGAUGAUGAUGAUGAUGAUGAUGAUGAUGAUGAUGAUGAUGAUGAUGAUGAUGAUGAUGAUGAUGAUGAUGAUGAUGAUGAUGAUGAUGAUGAUGAUGAUGAUGAUGAUGAUGAUGAUGAUGAUGAUGAUGAUGAUGAUGAUGAUGAUGAUGAUGAUGAUGAUGAUGAUGAUGAUGAUGAUGAUGAUGAUGAUGAUGAUGAUGAUGAUGAUGAUGAUGAUGAUGAUGAUGAUGAUGAUGAUGAUGAUGAUGAUGAUGAUGAUGAUGAUGAUGAUGAUGAUGAUGAUGAUGAUGAUGAUGAUGAUGAUGAUGAUGAUGAUGAUGAUGAUGAUGAUGAUGAUGAUGAUGAUGAUGAUGAUGAUGAUGACGAUGAUGAUGAUGAUGGCCUAUUUGCUGUGCCCGACCAAAGCGCAUAUCGAUAUACUGUUCUUCGUGGGUCUCUUGACGGUAGACGUUAUUUGGUUCUCGGCAAUCAAGGGAUUUUUCACCGUUCUACUAUCGCCCCUCUGGUCUCGUCCAUGAGCGCUGAUGGUCAAUAUCUGGACCAUUCAAUGACAGAUAACGAGUCCUCUCAAACUGCACUCUCUGUUCACAUUGAUAAUGACGCAUGUAACAACCUUGAUCUUCAAAUCGGGCCAACUAUCACGUGUGUUUCGCCCACUCUCGGAAUUGUUGCUUCCACCUCUGCGCCGAUCGUUACCUCCGCCAUUGCCACUUAA
Messenger RNA from Dicrocoelium dendriticum, 1155 nucleotides. The record is from the annotation of a GenBank genome assembly. Lineage: Eukaryota; Metazoa; Platyhelminthes; Trematoda; Plagiorchiida; Dicrocoeliidae.